AUGGGCGAGGUGCCAUGGGCGCCGCCAGGCGAGGCGAGGAAAAUACCACUUGGUGUGGCGUUGUUGGGUGAGGCUCCGUCUGGAAAGGCGCCAUGGGCACUAUCAAUUGAACAGGGUGAUCGGAGCAUGUCAAGGCUGGCAUACUUGGGCGUCAAAUACAGAGAGACGAGCUCAGGUGUUGUACACGAGGUGACCCAACUGGGCGUCGAAUGUGAGGUGGCCCAGAUAGACACCGUUGAUGAGGCGACCCAACUCGGCUCCAAAAGCGAGGUGAUGGAGCCCGUAGAUGGUGUCGUGCACGGUGGUUUCCAGGCACAGAGCUUUGGGGGUGCAGGAGCUAACCUAAACAUGGUCGUGCGUGCUCGAGGCACCAUGGUUGGUGUUGGCACAUGA
Molecule: messenger RNA, 393 nt
Organism: Ilex paraguariensis (yerba mate)
Lineage: Eukaryota; Viridiplantae; Streptophyta; Magnoliopsida; Aquifoliales; Aquifoliaceae
Source: the annotation of a GenBank genome assembly